Messenger RNA from Fusarium coffeatum, 2202 nucleotides. RefSeq lists its product as uncharacterized. The record is from RefSeq and is a predicted model, not a curated record. Lineage: Eukaryota; Fungi; Ascomycota; Sordariomycetes; Hypocreales; Nectriaceae. Gene Ontology annotation, biological process: peroxisome inheritance. The transcript is spliced from 2 exons. Gene Ontology annotation, cellular component: extrinsic component of intraperoxisomal membrane. Bases 1 to 2202 code for a protein of 733 amino acids.
AUGGAUAACUCGAUGGAUGAUCUCCCGCCGCACCGGGCACCUAGAAGAGGGUCAACCUCCCCGAUGCCACGCCGAGAUUCUGUGAGCUCAGAUAUACCCGAACAAGACCUCGUCGAAACUCUCUACAGUCAUCCAAAUGUCAAGAUCAUAUCAUUUACAGCUACCGGGAGAGCCUUUGCGAGAAGUCCUGCUCCAAGCAAUGUUGACCCACCUGGCACUCUAUCAUGGUCCUCGCAGCUGGAAAGGACCAUUGCCGUUGGGCCGUUUCGCAUCUACCGAGCCCCGCGAUCCGUAGCUUUCUUGAGCUGCGGUUCUGCUCUACAGCCUAUCUUACGAAAAAGCCAAUGUUGGUGCAUAGAUGAAGUAAACAGCAAAUUUAUUUUACAGAUCCGUCGACCGAAUUAUUGGAGGAUUGAAGUUCCCGUCGACGACCCCGAAGACCAACAGCGAGCUGAAGAAUUGAGAGAAGUGCUCAAUAACGUUCUCCAAUUUGAAAAGACCGAGUGCCCCUUCAAGCGCACAUUUACAGUCGAUCUACCAGAGCAAGUUCCCAUUACUAUCCUACCCUGGACACCUCGCUCUCAACCCACGAUACCUGACGAUGUCGCCUCGAUAUCGUCUGCUGGUUCUCGGAGAUCGUCAUUCGUUGGGAGAACUACUACACCUACGCCUUCAAAUGAUAGACGAAGUGACAGGCGUCCUAUGGACAUCCCCCCGAGCCCGCAUAUUGGUAGGCCUGCGAGGGCAGCAUCCUGCGUGGUACCCUCAAAUAUAUCUUUGUAUGAGGAGUACGGGAUGCAUCUUGAUCCUCUGCAGCCGAUGGGUGGAAACACGGGCGAAUCUCACUCAAGGCACUUGGACAUGGUGCCGGAACGUUCAGGCGAACACAAUUCAUACUCCUUCUUAUCCGGCCUCCCUGAGUCCUACAGCUCUCCAUCAUGCGUUAGCGACGUAGGGGUACUUGACGAUACGUCGUCGUUACUCUCAACUAGCCCUACCCAAAGUGAUCUGUCCGUCUAUCAGUUACAUGAAGGCUCCGGUAAUCGAGGAGGCCGUAUGAAGGCCAGGCUUCGACGACGAACCGCAGGAUUUACGACAACAAGAUCGGCUACAAUGCCCCCACACUUGAUGCCGACAAUAGAUAGGUCUGCACCUGCAGCUCCUACGCCACGAGCCUCUACACCGCGGGCCUCUACACCACGCGCCCCAGUCGUGAGAAGUGCUUCAGAAACAUCAAGAAGACCCCCACCUCGUGCUCCUGUCACUCCUAAGCCGGUCACUCCUAAGUCGGCUGGAAAGAAUGCCAAGGGAGAAUCGCGCUCUUCACAAUCCGCUCAGUCAAAUGGACUCGUACAACAACCACGACUGCAACGGCGAGAUAGCGAGGAAUCCUUCCACAGCGUUGAGUCAUGGCAUUCAACAGGUGCUGUCGUGCAUCAUGCACCCCCUAUUUCACAAACGAAGUCUGCCAAUCAGGCGAAGAAAGAACCGAAAGAGACGGACACUCUUUCCGUUGAAAGAUGGCAGAGGCAAACGUCCCGAAGUAGGGGAAGCUCACCAAUGCCAUGUGCCUGGGAAUCUGAUGCCGACUCGGACAAUAGCGAGGCGUCUCAGAAGGGCGCAACACUGGCGACGGAAGAUACAGUCGCUGCUGAACCCAAAGCAGCUCUGUCGACAGCAACACCACCACAGCGACCAUUUGCUCCUCGCCAUAGAGCGACGACGAGCAGCCUUUCGGUGCGGCGACGGGCGCUAUCCCCUCUACCUCCCGCCGCGGAUCUUUUCACUCCAGCUUCAACCAUGGAUCGACAACCCUAUAGAAGUAAACUGGAGACUGUCAAGAGUCUACCAAUGGCCAUCAUUGCUAAAACCUGCGAAAUGAUCAUGGGCCCCCCCAGCUCUCUUCUUCGGCUUAUCCUCAGGGUCGCAGCCAAAAUUGCUUCGGGACAGUGGCGAGGUCUUGUAUAUGGAUAUGGUGAAGAUGGCGAAGAGAUACCGGUUCAAUGGGACUACUCGGGAAGCGAGUUCAGCGACUGGAGCGAUGAUGAAAACCAGCAACAGAAUCAUCGCAGUGGUCCAGGAAAGCGACACAGUAGACAUCGCAGUAAAACCACCAAUGCGAGCAAGGGAUCCACAGGACAGAGUGAACUGAACAGGCGGCCCUCAUCAUCGGACGACAGCCGAAGCUGGGGGGUUGACUAA